Zootoca vivipara (common lizard) is the source of this 7343-nucleotide messenger RNA. RefSeq names its product B-TFIID TATA-box binding protein associated factor 1 (gene BTAF1). The record is from RefSeq and is a predicted model, not a curated record. NCBI's taxonomy places the organism in Eukaryota, Metazoa, Chordata, Lepidosauria, Squamata, Lacertidae. Gene Ontology annotation, molecular function: ATP hydrolysis activity; ATP binding; DNA binding.
AGGAAGGGAAUAAAUACAAGAUGGCUGCUCAUAUAAAACCAGGCGUCGGGCUUCUCCCUGGUGAUGGGAGAAUAGAGGCUUUAAUCCGCGCGGGUGGAGUUUCUGGUCGCUACUGCUCGUACAGGCGCCCGAAGGGAGGAGGGGGGCUCGAGCCGCCGCGGGCCGAAGCCUCGCCUAGUCGCCAUCCCGCCCUCGGGCCGCGCCGCGCUUCCCGGAGGCCCAAGCCGGGGCCCUGUCCCCGCUCCUUCCUGCCAGCAGCUCGGUGGCUCCCUGCCUGCUCAGCCGGGCCUUAGCUCCGUCUCUCGUUCGCCAUGGCCGUCUCCAGGCUUGAUCGUCUCUUUAUCUUACUGGACACUGGCACAACACCAGUAACAAGGAAAGCAGCUGCACAACAACUUGGGGAGGUUGUGAAACUUCAUCCACAUGAACUACAUAAUCUCUUAGCUAAAGUAUUGAUACACUUAAGGAGUACGAACUGGGAUACCCGCAUUGCAGCUGGACAAGCUGUGGAAGCAAUAGUGAAAAAUGUAACAGAAUGGAACCCAACUCCACGACCAAAGCAAGAACAUGGCUGCGAAAGUCCAGUGGAAGAAUCCUCUGCCUCUGAUCGGUUGCGUUUUGACCGAUUUGAUAUCUGCCGACUUCUAAAGCAUGGUGCUUCUCUUCUUGGGUCUGCUGGUGCAGAAUUCGAGGUUCAAGAUGACACAUCUGGUGAAGUUGAUCCCAAAGAGAGAAUAGCACGACAGAGGAAGCUGCUUCAGAAGAAGCUUGGCCUUGAUAUGGGGGCUGCCAUUGGAAUGAACACAGAAGACCUGUUCAAUGAUGAGGAUUUGGACUACACUCCUACUUCAUCAUUUUUUGUUCACAAACAACCUACUCUUCAAGCUGCUGAGUUGAUUGAUUCAGAAUUUCGAGCUGGUAUGAGUAGCAGGCAGAAAAACAAGGCUAAAAGAAUGGCCAAGUUGUUUGCAAAGCAGAAGUCAAGAGAUGCAGUAGAAACCAAUGAGAAGAGCAAUGAUAGCACUGAUGGUGAGCCUGAUGAAAAGAGAAGAAAAAUUGCAAAUGUUAUCAUCAGUCAACCUGCAACUGACUCCAAACUUUUGGUAGAGAAUAUGCCAGAAGAGACCAACGAAUGGCCUCUGGAGAGUUUUUGUGAAGAAGUGUGCAAUGAUCUCUUUAAUCCAUCAUGGGAGAUCCGGCAUGGUGCAGGUGUUGGACUAAGAGAGGUACUUAAAGCUCAUGGAAAAAGCGGGGGUAAAAUAGGAGACAGCACUAUAGAAGAGAUGACUCAACAACACCAAGACUGGCUGGAAGACUUGGCUAUCAGGCUUCUUUGUGUGUUUGCAUUAGACAGAUUUGGUGAUUUUGUUUCCGAUGAAGUUGUGGCACCAGUACGAGAGACUUGUGCUCAGACUUUGGGCGUAGUGCUGAAGUACAUGAACGAGAGUGGAGUUCAUAAAACUGUGACUAUCUUGCUAAAAUUACUGGCACAGGAGCAGUGGGAAGUGAGGCAUGGUGGCCUGCUGGGGAUAAAGUAUGCUUUGGCAGUGCGCCAGGACUUAAUUGAUACUUUAUUGCCUAAAGUCUUGCCUGCAAUAACUGAAGGUCUGCAAGACUUGGAUGAUGACGUUAGAGCUGUAGCUGCAGCAUCUUUAGUACCAGUUGUGGAAAGCCUUGUGCAUCUUCAGCCACAGAAUGUUCCCUUUAUUCUUAAUGUACUUUGGGAUGCACUCCUGGAACUGGACGAUUUAACAGCUUCCACAAACAGCAUUAUGACCCUUCUUUCAUCUCUUUUGACGUAUUCUCAGGUCCGAAAAUGCAGUAUUCAGCAAUCACUCACAGUUCUGGUACCACGUGUGUGGCCAUUCCUACAUCAUACAAUAUCAUCUGUUCGAAAAGCAGCAUUAGAAACUUUGUUUACCCUAUUAUCUACAGAGGAUCAGAGUUCUGCAGCCUGGCUCACUCCCAUUUUGCAAGACAUGCUAAGACAUAUAUUUCAGUUCUGUAUUUUAGAAAGCAAUCAAGAAAUUCUGGAACUAAUACAUAAGGUGUGGCUUGAAUUACUAAGCAAGGCUUCCGUACAAUAUGUAGUAGCAGCUGCGUGCCCAUGGAUGGGAGCCUGGCUCUGCUUAAUGAUGCAGCCGUCACAUUUGCCUAUUGAUUUAAAUAUGUUGCUAGAAGUGAAAGCCAGAUCAAAGGAAAAGACGGGUGGCAAGGUGCGGCAAGGUCAAGCCCCAACUAAAGAAGCAGUACAGGAAUAUAUUGCUGGAGCAGAAAGUGUCGCCGAAGAUCUAGCAACCAGGGAUUAUGUUGUUAUGAGAGCCCGGAUGAUGGCAGCAAAAUUGCUUGGAGCACUUUGCUGCUGUAUUUGUGAUCAAGGUGUGAAUACUGUUUCCCAAGAAAUAAAGCCAGCUGAAUCACUAGCCCAGCUAUUGCUUUUCCACUUGAACUCCAAGUCUGCUUUGCAGAGGUUUACUGUUGCAUUAGUAAUCUGUGAGUGGGCUUCCUUGCAGAAGGAAAACAAAGAAGUGACAACUGCUGUCCAGUCACGCUUGCUUGGGAUCCUUUCUGAGCAUCUGUAUUAUGAUGAAAUUGCUAUUCCCUUCACCCGAAUGCAAAAUGAAUGUAAACAACUCAUCUCCGCAUUCACUGAUGCAAACAUUGACAUGGGCAGCAGAGUAAACUGCAGUGUGUUUACAAUAGAUCAAGCGAAUGAAUUGAUCACUACUGUCUUCAAUGAAGCUACAUCCUCUCUUGAUCUAAAUCCUAAAGUUCUUCAGCAGCUAGAAAGCAAACGACAACAACUCCAAAUGACUGUUUCAGAAACAAACCAGGAAUGGCAAACAUUGCAGAUGAGAGUCCAUACUUUUGCCGCCUGUGCUGUUGUGAAUCUUGAACAACUUCCAGAAAAACUAAACCCUGUCAUAAAACCACUGAUGGAGGCUGUGAAGAAAGAAGAGAACACACUAGUACAAAAUCACGCCGCUUUGUGCUUAGCAAAGUUACUUCAGCAGUGUACAACAAGAUCUCCAUGUCCCAACUCAAAGAUCAUAAAAAAUCUUUGCAGUUCUCUCUGUGUAGACUCUCAUCUUACUCCUUUAGCAUCAUGCCCUGCACAACCUCAGAGCAGCCAUGAAAAUUCAAAAGGAUCUAAUUCUGAAAGAGAUGGGAUGCAUCAUACAGUCACCAAGCACAGAGGUAUAAUCACACUGUACAGGCAUCAGAAAGCUGCAUUUGCCAUCACAAGCAGGCGAGGUCCUACACCAAAGGCCCCCAAAGCCCAAGUUGGAGAUCUACCUACAAGCAGUAGUGGAAAUGUAACCACAGAGCUUGAUGAAGCUCAGAAGCCUUACGUUGUACAGAGAAGAGGAGCAGAAUUUGCUUUAUCCACUAUUGCUAAACACUUUGGAUGUGAAAUGGCCAUGGGUUUGCCACAUCUCUGGGAUGCUAUGGUUGGUUCUUUAAGGAACAGUAUUGACAUAGACAACUUUGACAGAAAACUGCUGUUGGAAAAAGGAGAUGGUCCAGCCCAGGAAUUAGUGAACUCUCUACAGGUUUUUGAAACAACGGCAGCUUCUAUGGAUGCUCAGCUUCACCCUUUGUUGAUACAGCACUUGCCUUACCUUUGUAUGUGCCUUCAACACCCCACCACUGCAGUGAGGCACAUGGCUGCUCGCUGUGUAGGUGUAAUGAGCAAAGUGGCCACCCUGGAAACCAUGCACAUUUUCUUGGAAAAGAUUCUUCCUUGGCUGGGAGCAAUUGAUGACAGUACCAAGCAAGAGGGUGCAAUUGAAGCUCUUGCCUGUGUAAUGGAACAACUAGAUGUUGGAAUUGUUCCCUAUAUAGUUCUCCUUGUGGUUCCAGUUCUGGGCAGAAUGAGCGAUCAAACAGACAGUGUACGUUUCAUGGCCACCCAGUGCUUUGCUACUCUGAUUAGAUUAAUGCCUCUUGAGGCUGGCAUUCCAGACCCACCAAAUAUGUCUGAGGACUUAAUCAAAAUUAAAGCCAAAGAGCGCCAUUUUCUGGAACAAUUAUUGGAUGGGAAAAAACUUGAAAACUAUAAAAUUCCAGUACCAAUUAAAGCAGAACUAAGAAAAUAUCAGCAGGAAGGUGUGAAUUGGUUGGCUUUUCUCAACAAAUACAAGCUUCAUGGCAUCCUCUGUGAUGAUAUGGGCUUGGGCAAAACCUUGCAGUCCAUCUGUAUUCUUGCAGGAGAUCACUGUCUCAGGGCCCAAGAAUAUGCAAGAACUAAGAUGGCCGAUAGUGUUCCACUCCCAUCCUUAGUGGUGUGCCCUCCCACACUCACAGGCCAUUGGGUGGAUGAAGUGGGCAAAUUUUGUUCCAAAGAGUAUCUAAAUCCUUUGCACUAUACUGGCCCUCCCACAGAAAGGGCAAGGUUGCAGCACCAUGUGAAAAGAUACAAUCUAAUUGUAGCUUCCUAUGAUGUUGUGAGGAAUGACAUUGAUUUUUUCAGAAAUAUUAAAUUUAACUACUGUAUUCUUGAUGAAGGCCAUGUCAUCAAAAACGGAAAAACAAAACUGUCCAAAGCAAUAAAACAGUUGACUGCCAAUUAUAGGAUAAUCCUCUCUGGGACACCAAUUCAGAACAAUGUCUUAGAAUUGUGGUCACUGUUUGACUUCCUUAUGCCGGGAUUUUUGGGUACUGAGCGCCAGUUUGCAGCUCGCUAUAGCAAGCCCAUCUUAGCAAGUAGAGAUGCUCGGAGUUCUGGUCGAGAACAGGAGGCCGGUGUUCUUGCAAUGGAAGCAUUGCACAGGCAAGUACUGCCAUUUUUGUUGAGAAGGAUGAAAGAAGAUGUGCUACAGGAUCUUCCACCCAAAAUUAUUCAAGACUAUUACUGCAUCCUCAGUCCUCUACAGGUUCAGCUUUAUGAAGAUUUUGCCAAGUCUCGUGCCAAAUGUGAUGUGGAAGAAACUGUUUCAGCAGUGUCACUGGUUGAGGAAACUGAGAAACCAAAACUUAAAGCCACGGGACAUGUGUUUCAGGCAUUGCAGUAUUUAAGGAAACUCUGCAACCAUCCAGCAUUAGUUUUAACUGCUCAUCAUCCAGAGCACAAGAGGAUUACAGAAAAACUUUCCAUUGAGAAUUCUUCCCUUCGAGACAUCCAGCAUGCACCUAAACUCUCUGCUUUAAAACAGCUGCUACUAGAUUGUGGCUUGGGAAACGGAGGCUCCUCAGAAAGUGGCACAGAAGCCAUAGUUGCACAACACAGGAUCCUUAUAUUCUGUCAACUCAAGAGUAUGCUGGAUAUCGUUGAACACGACCUUCUCAAGCCCCACUUGCCCGCUGUUACUUACCUGCGACUGGAUGGCAGCAUACCUGCUGGUCAGAGGCAUUCCAUUGUGUCAAGGUUUAAUAAUGAUCCCUCCAUAGAUGUCCUCUUACUCACUACUCACGUUGGUGGACUGGGCCUUAAUUUAACUGGAGCUGACACAGUGGUAUUUGUUGAACAUGACUGGAAUCCAAUGAAAGACCUCCAAGCAAUGGACCGAGCACAUCGUAUUGGACAGAAACGAGUUGUUAAUGUUUAUCGCCUGAUUACAAGGGGAACCUUGGAAGAAAAAAUAAUGGGUCUGCAGAAGUUCAAAAUGAAUAUUGCAAAUACAGUGAUUAGUCAAGAGAAUACUAGUCUACAAAGCAUGGGGACAGAUCAGCUGCUUGACCUCUUCACACUCGACAAGGAUGGAAAAAAUGAAAAAUCAGAUGCUGCCUCUUCUGCUUCUGGAAAAACAACUAUGAAGUCCGUUCUUGAGAAUCUUGGAGACCUGUGGGAUCAAGAACAGUAUGACUCCGAAUAUAGUCUUGAAAAAUUUAUGCAUUCACUCAAAUGACCAUUAUAAUACAGUGGCUGCUAGUUGACAUUUUCAGCUGAUAUUCAGCAAUUCUUAAAGCAUUUAUAGUGGACUUCAAGCAUAACAUGUAAAUAUACUUGUGGAAAAAUUAUGAGAAAGGGCUGGCAUUUUGAAUAGAGCCACCUUUGUCACUUUGGGAUAGUUAAAGUCUUAAAUACUUGCAUUAUACAAAACCUCUAAAUGUACACUUACUAUAAGGUAGUUCUGAAUUUCCAGAAUAGCUACAGAUUCUUAUUUGAUAGAAAAAUAAAACAGGUCUUAACAGGUUUUGCACAUGUUGAUAAGUGUUACUUCUCUUUUUGAAAUAUGCCUGUUGCUCCCUCUUCCCUCAAGCUGCAGUAAUUUGUACAGAGUGUUUCAGUAUUUAACUAGUUUGUUCUUAUAAACCUCACUUUAGCUAACUUUCAUAGCAUACUUUAAGAAUCUUUAGUCUAACAAGUUAGAAUGAGGUUUAGAUCUCUUCAGGAUACAUUGAUAGAAUAAUGGCGAAGCCUAUCACUCUGGAAGAAUAUUAGGGAAUUAAAUGAAACUUCCAAGUAUUAAAGUAGUUCCCAACUUUAUAUUUAAGUAUGUGGUGCUCUUCAGUCUUCUGACGUUUUGAGAGCAGUUGACUUUUUCAUAGGAAUUACAGGUAAUGGCUUAUUUUAGGCCAUUUCCGCAUCCUGUUUAGAGGGUGCCAUUUUUAAAGUUUGUUUGUGUACAUAUCUAUAUGUAUAUAUGUGUGGCUAGAACAUAGCCCAGUUAAGAAAGCAAUUGUAUGAAGUAGACAUCAAUCCUAUUUUUUUUUAACCAAAAGAGCAAAUAUAUAAACAGAGUUUUUCUAGCAGUAGAUCUUAUAAAAUUGAGGUUCCAUGCUGGAAAGACUCUCUAAUGCAUGAACCUCUUAAGUGAAAGAGAGAAUUAGCUUUGAGAUCCAGAGAGGUAGUCUAUUUAGAAAUGCCUUCAUGGCAUCAGAGGGAAAGAAGUAUUUACAAGCUGAAAUCAUGUAACAAAUUUUAGGAAGCUUUAAUAACAGAGUAAGAAUAACAAUAGUUGUACAUUUUUUUUAAAAAAGUGUCUUCUAAAAGGGAGUCAGUAGUGACAUAUGUCUGUGCAUAGAUGUGCAUGUCUGUACCAAACGUGGACACGGUUUUCUAAAUAUAUUAAAGGCAAAGCUACAUAAGCCUGUCAGAAUGCAUACAUGAAAUAUAUGUUUAGUUGUCAUAUCUAGGGUUGGCACUUGCUGUGCAAUUCAGCAUCAGAGCUUGAAUAGCCAUGAGAUUUCAGCAACAUAGAUGGUUUUAAAUGUUGACUUACAGAGCAAGGUCAUUUUGCAGCACUUGCAUAUGAAUGGACGUGUGUCAGAUUUCAGUAGAUAUAUGAACUGCCAUACUGUAACAUUAAACUAGCAUUCCGUAAAAAAAAAAAAAAUUAAAAAGCCAAACUGGCAUUAAUCAUCCCGUUAUAUAUCUCAUGUAGUUCUUUCUGUAUAUU